GAGAAGCAGCAGAGAAGAAUAUAGCUGUCUUUAUCUCGCUUGUCAUGCACAGUGCAACAUGCCUGCAGCAGACAGAACAGAGGCAUGACAUAUCCUGCAAGUCGUGCACAACUUGUGGAGCAGCUCAGCCGCGUUCAGGGCUGUUGUGGAAACGUCAGCAAGGUUUCGUCUUGAAACGGCUGCAGCGUGACAUUGCAGAGCCUCUUUUUUGGUCUCUUUCCCCUUUAUGUGUGUGUCAUUUGUGGAUGAAAGCAUGGGUGGAUGGAGGAAGGCAAAUCUCUGAGCCACAGUGAGAGAGCGUGCACACACACGUCAGCUCGGGGAGGGCAAAGCCUGCUUAAGAUGCAGCGAAUGUGACAGUCGAGCCGAUAGUCCAGACUACAGCAGCGCGUGGACGGGAAAGGUGAGCGUGGUGGGGGUGGGGGGGCACAAAAAUGCCAGUGGAACCAGCUCACCCGCAGACGUGACGCCGACACACCGAGAAAAAAGAGGAAGGCACGCGGAGACGCUCAGCUGGUUUCCAAAUACGCGCGGAGGAGUCGGAGGGGGAACAGAGAGGACUGAGGUGCGGGAAGCGUCGCCCUUGUCUGGGGGGGAAAGAUGACAGUGGUGCCCGGAGAGAACCUGGAUGAGACUGUGGCACUGGCCGCGCUGUCAGCCCAGGAUGUGUACGACCCGGAGAGAGCCGAGAACCAGGAGUGCUGCGAGCGGGUGGUCAUCAACAUCUCCGGGCUGCGUUUCGAGACGCAGCUGAAGACACUCGCCCAGUUCCCCUCCACUCUGCUGGGGGACCCGCGCAAGAGGAUGCGCUUCUUCGACCCGCUGAGGAACGAGUAUUUCUUCGACAGGAACAGACCCAGCUUCGAUGCCAUCCUCUACUACUACCAGUCCGGGGGGAGGCUCCGGAGACCCGUCAACGUGCCAGUGGACAUUUUCAUGGAGGAGAUUAAAUUUUACGAACUGGGGGAGGAGGUGAUCGAGAAUUUUAAGGAGGAUGAGGGGUUUAUUAAGGAGGAAGAGCGCCCGCUGCCUGAUAACGAGUUCCAGCGGCAGGUUUGGCUCCUGUUCGAGUACCCGGAGAGCUCCGGACCCGCCAGGGGGAUCGCGAUAGUUUCCGUGCUGGUUAUUCUCAUCUCCAUUGUGAUUUUCUGCUUGGAGACUUUACCGGAGUUCCGAGAGGAAGCCAGAACGUUUGACGAGCAGCUGGUGGUGAACGGGACCGUGCGCGCAAAGAAGCCAAACCCGUUCACAGACCCGUUUUUCAUCGUGGAGACGCUCUGCAUCAUCUGGUUCUCCUUCGAGCUGCUGGUCAGGUUCCUCGCUUGCCCGAGCAAGCCCGCUUUCUUUAAGAACAUCAUGAACACCAUCGAUAUCGUGGCCAUCAUGCCCUACUUCAUCACGCUGGGCUUGGAGUUAGCGGAGCACCAGGGGAACGGGCAGCAGGCCAUGUCGCUGGCCAUCCUCAGGGUCAUCCGUCUGGUCCGGGUCUUCCGGAUCUUCAAGCUCUCCAGACACUCCAAGGGGCUCCAGAUUCUCGGGAAGACCCUGCAGGCCAGUAUGAGGGAGCUGGGACUGCUUAUAUUCUUCCUCUUCAUCGGGGUCAUCCUCUUCUCCAGCGCGGUGUACUUCGCGGAGACGGAUGACCCGGACUCUGGCUUCAGCAGCAUCCCGGACGCGUUCUGGUGGGCGGUGGUGUCCAUGACCACGGUGGGCUACGGGGACAUGUGUCCGGUCACCAUCGGAGGGAAAAUUGUGGGCUCGCUGUGCGCCAUAGCCGGAGUGUUAACCAUCGCGCUCCCGGUGCCCGUCAUCGUCUCCAACUUCAACUACUUCUACCACCGGGAGACGGAGCACGAGGAGCAGUUCCAGUACACGCAUGUGACGUGCGGCCAGCAGCAGCCGCAGUUUGGAGAGUUCAACAAGAGCGACAGCAAGCCGUCUCUGUCCAAGUCCGACUACCUGGACAGCGAUGACGCGGACUCCAUCAAAUACACCAACUGCAGCCCGCACAAAGCGUACACCGGGAAGCUCACCGAUGUUUGAUUUUUGACCCACAAUUACGCAUCAGUGGCGCGCUGAGGGAAUCUUUCCGUGCCAUCAAACAUCCCGCGCUCUGGUUUGAGUUUAGGUUGGCGAGCUCCUUAUUUCUGCCAUCAAAGGGAUUCAUUUCAUUCACAGAUGGAUUAUUAUGAGAUAACUCACAUUUAUCCCCCUGAAACAGUCUUCCAUUACGCGCGCCAUGAGUCAGAGGGGAAAGCUUUGAAAUGAUCAGCCUUUAGCCAGUUGUAGCACUUUAUUGUUGUUAUUAUUAUUAGCCUGAUGUUUCUCUUAGUAAAUGCGUAAUUUAUUGCCACAAUAAUGCAGGUUUAAAGUUUACAUUUGCUUUUCUGUCUAUCUGAAGCAACACAGGACCAAUUUAGUCUAAAUAUACAGACUGAUGCAGGAGGCACAUGGUGGCUGUUUUUGUUAUGGCCCCGCGCGCGCGCACACACGCACACCUGUUAUUUCACCCUCAUGUAUUUUCCAUUCACUCUGCAUGGAGCUCAGUGGUGGAUCAGAUGAUGUGCGGCAGGCUGGAGGAAUCACUUAUCCUAAAAUUAAACUUCUCUGAGCAGGCUUCCGUACAAGUCGCCUAAAUGUUUAAAUGUUGCUUCAGGAGGUUAAAUCCUCACUUUGUAGAGAGGCAUUAUGAAAUCAGGUGCAGCUUUUCCCAAACCAAGAGCGCCACUGUGUGGAUGACAAGGAGCCCCGCAUCUCUCCGGUGGAUGCAGUUUCUAUAGCAACCUUCCAGACUUUUCUGUAUUGUCUGCCACAGGAAUGAAAGGCUGAGGCUGUGGAGACGAGGCUCAGCGAGGCCACAAAACCACCAUGUUGUGGAAGCCUCCAUGUUGUUUUAGCUCACCAGCUGAAUCCGACACACGUUAUUUUAAUCUCCAACAGUAAAGAUGAUCAAGUAUAAAAUAUUAGCAGGCAGGUUUGUGACCUGUUGUCCAUGCAGCUCAGUCACACAGAGAAUAUGAUCCGCAGAAAUGAACUGGCUGCAACAAGCUGAAAAUAAUGAGAAAUGUUCUUCACAAGUUCCCAGAAACACAUCUGAUGUUUUAAAAUCGUGCAUUUUUUCAGCUUGAAAAAUCUUAAAGAGUUACAAUAGGAAAAAAAAAAGGAAAUCGUCCUGUUCAAUAGAUUCAGUGAUGAUAUUAUGGAUGUUUCAGAGCUCGACUGAUACUGACACUUCUUUAAUAUCUCUGCUGAUAUUAGACAUUUAUAUUAAAGUGCUGUGAUAAAAUGUUCUGACAUUUUAGUGUUAGUUUCUUAUCAAAAAAGUACAGUUUGAACAGCAAAACUUAUAUAAACUAAACGAAAAACAACAAAAUCUGAUAAAAAAGAUGCUAAAAAUGAUCAAUACAACAAAGUUAAGUCACAUUUUAGCGGCAUUUGUUACAUAUCAGUCAUGUACGGAGGCUAACAAGAGCCAAGAUCUGAAUUUUUGGUAUUGAAAUUGUGAUUUGAAUUUCACGAUUAGGUAUUCAUUCAGUUGCAGAAGAAGAAACCAAAUGACAAUGGUUUGAAUUCUCAUCUUUGGAACUGCCAUGGGUGAUUUCAAGUUGUGAAUAUUAUUUAAAAAAAAACAAAAACAACAACAAAAAAAAACUAGGGUUCAGAGAUUCAGAUAUGAAAUUUCAGCAUUAAUAAAAAUAAAAAUAAAAAGAUUUCAAGUUGCUAAAGGGUCAUUCCACAGAAUCAGUGCCCUUUAGUGUCCCAAAGAGGUAAUCAGUCAUAAAAAGCUUGAAACAAUGAACAAAUAUGUAAUUUAAAAAAAUAUAACUUUGCCUGUAAUAUAACAUAAAAUUAAAGUCAAUUAAAUAACGUUUAAAAUAUUUUGAACAGCUUUAUACUGGUGAGAGUGAGGUUUUUGGCCUGUCCCUCACUAUAAUAGUUUUACUUCAGCAAGACUUUUAAUUUGUAAAAAUUAAAUCUAAAAAUCCAAAAAUUAAAUAUUAAACAAAAACAAACAAAGAAACAAAUGAUAAAUAUGCAGAAAUAUGAACGUUUCCAUUUCCAUGACACCUGGGCUAACCCUUCUUCAGCUGAAGAAGAUCAUGUGAUUUGAUCAAAAGCUCCAGAACAGCAACUAAACUGACCUGUUUCUUGUCAAGUCUGAAUGGGAUCAUUUAGACAACCAAUCAGGUUACGCUGAUCCAAGAAAGAAACAUUUAGGAGUGACUGAAUUAAAGUUUUUGAAAUUACAAAAAAAUCUAAAAAAAAAAUAAUAAUAAAAAAAAAAGAAUAAAAAUAGCGUCCAAACUACAUGAACUCAGACAGAUUUUGUUUUUUAUUAAAAUAUUUCAAUACCAUUAAUUCAGUCAUAUUUAAACUUAAACAUUAGGUGUUCAGCCACUUGUUAAAAAUUGAAAUUAUUUUGACAUUAUCAGUCAGCCAGUAUCAGUCGAGCUCUGAUGUUUUAACUUCAGAUUAUACUCAAAAUACAAAAUCAUUAAUUCAACAAAAUCUGUCUCCAAUCGAUCAAUAAUUUCGUGCAUGCCCCGAUAUUUCAAACAAACUGAUUCAGAACUCUAUGAUUUAUUGCACAGUGAAAUGUCAGGUCACCUCCUGCUGAGUUUAAGUCUCCAUAAUUAGCCACGACAUGAAAGCACCUUACUCAUCUGGACUCGAUGGACGAAUCACUCAACCAAACCCGAUGAAAACAAAAAGAGGAGUUCUUGAACAAACUGAGGGGAUUAAAAUGGUCCCAGCAGACGUCACGUGUUCACCGUCCUGUUGGAUUAUUAGCUGAUGGAUUGAUGGAUGGAGGCCUGAUGGAAUUUAACUGCUGAAUCAUCGACACAGACGGAUCGAUGGACGGAAGGACGGACGGCUCUUCAGCUCAGACGACCAAUGGAAUCAGUACACCAAGGGCUGGUCACACAGAGAGGUGCAGAACGAUGAGCCACACCUCCACCUCGUCAAACCAAAAGAAUACGCCAUCCCUGCUUGCCCCGCACCUCCUCCUCCUCCUCCUCCUCUUUCUCCUCCUCUUCUUCUUCCUUCCUCUGAUGAAGGUGAAAUAAAACAAACUCUGGAUAAAAACACUGACACUCAUAGAGAACACAGAGCUAUGAGACGCCUUUCCAUUACAAGAGGACACCCUGACUGAUUUUUGCACAGAGCAAAGCUACAGUGGGACUCUGAGGUACGACAAAUGUUACUUGAAUCAUCUGCAACAUAUAUUUACAACAUGUCUGCUGGCUAACGGAGUCCUCCAUAUAUUCAUGAAUAGAUGUUUUUUGGGAGACUGCUCCUGUUGCUGUAGAGAAAAAGAAACUUGUAAGUCCUUGUCUGUACGUUGCAUAUCAUAUUCAAACCAAAACAUAUUAUUGCAUGCUUGGAAAGUAGAGCAUGUAAACAGAAGAAAACAAGUCUGACUUUUGUGUUGACGGCUCAACCCAGCACCGCUAAUCUGAAACAUGGGAACAACAACAACAACAACAACAACAACAACUCAUCAAUAUCAAGUUUAUUGAGAUAAUUCUGUUCGACUGGUGGAGUUAGUUGCUAAAUCUAUAUUUUUUAAAGUGUCAUACUGUAUAUGUUUUAUAUGGAGAGGAAUUAGUUAAUUAUUUUGUAGAUUUUUAACAUUUUUGCUAACGUGUUUUUAUUUUAUUUUCUUGUUUUUUCUUUCUUUUUCUUUUUUUUUUGCCUUGGUAAAAACAAAGCAGCUCCAGAGGGCAGCUCUGAUGAAAAUGUCUACUUUAAAAAAAAAAAAAGGAAAAAAAACCCUGCCCCUAUAUGAAGAAUGUUCGUGUGGAAAAUUAACAAAAAAAAAAAGAAACGCAUUUAUUGCAGACAUUUGACAUCUGAUUUUCUUUGAAUAUUUUUGAUUGUGUUUGGCUUUUGAUCAGAAUGCUGUAUAUCUGUUAUUAUCGAUAACAUCUACCUCAGUGUCCGCUCAUUAAUGACAGAAGCUUUAACACCUGAGUGAUGUCAGUGUCCCUGCGUUAUCUGAACACUGUCAUCAGACCUGGAUUAAGUAUUUAAAUGUCUCUCGAAUUUUCUGGUGCAAUUCAUGAAACGCAAACGCUCUAUAAACUGCCAUUUGAUAACUCAGAGAAGCCCCAAAAAUGCUAAAGACGCUCCAGGAUAUGUAAACAAAACCAUAUUAACUAGGGUUGAAUUACAUGAAUCCUUUUAAUAAACAUCCGAUGUCAUCCAGCCUGACUUCAGCAGAACAGCUAAGAACCUGACAGCACCAUUUUCUUUGCACAUUUUAAUUUACUGGUGAAAUUGUUUCAGAAGUCUGUGUGAGUGAAUGUGACUGUUUUUGAAUUAGUCGUUGAUUUAAGGGCAAUAAUGUGUUGCAGAAGUUUCCUACCAUUAAUAAAUGGAGUGGGUCAGCCUGUCUUAAAACUGUAAAACCUAGACAAAGUAGUUUGAGGUUUUAAUGAAAAUUAAGUUUUAUGUCAGCUGAUGGUGCAAAAUGCUGUUUCAGUGGUUUUAUCAACCCUGACAAGAGCCUAAUCCUCGGGUGACGUUUGUUUCUUGUAAAUUUCAGACACGUAAUUGUUGACACUUGUGGGAAGAAUUUUGGAAAACCUGUUUCAAAUUUGAGAUGGGACAAUGGAUUCUAGUUUCGCAGCACUGAUAUCAGUUUCUAGGAUGUGUUCUAGCUUAGCAUAAAAGCAGGAAGCAAAUGAAAACUGCUAGCCUAAAAAACAACUUAGAUUCAGGAUCAGUUAACACUGGCGCUACUUUGCGACCAACAACAGCCAUGAUGAAAGUGAUCAAACUUAGUAGUUGUUUAACAUAUUUGAGAUCCAGAGACUUAGCUGGCUAGGUGGUACAUGCUAACGUUAAAUGUUAUUAAAGCCACCAAUUACAUAAAUUACUGGACAACUAUCUGGCAACGUUAGCUAGCUUGCAGCACUGACUAACAUUAUAGAUAAAGACAUCUUAAAUUUUCACUGUAAAGAAAAUGAUCAAUUUUUGUAGAUUAAUUAUGAGUUGCUAGCUGACGUUAAUUGAAUGAAAUGUUGACAUGAAAUGUUGGUGCUGCAGGGGGUGGUGUCACUCUGUGAUGUUAGCUCAGUUAUUCUUAGGCGUAUACCAAGGCACCUGUAGCCUAGCUUGGCAAAGACUGGAAGCAGGCCGAAACUGCUAGCCUAGCUCAAAAAAUGAAUUCACUUUUCAUUAUAUAAUGGUUAUUGAAAAGGUGUAUGAAAAGAAAUGUAACAAUGACAUGUUGUGGUUUUAAAAGUAGUUGCCAUUGCAGCUAACUUAUUUGUUGACCAAUGACUGCUAGCAUCUCAAAAGUCCCAUCUUUAUGGUCGGGUUGCCUAGUUUUAGCUCACUCUCAACUCUACAUCCUUGUAGCUAGCAAUCUUAUUUUUUAUUUUGUUCCUACAAUAUGUAAUAAUGCUACUUUGUUAUAGAGUGGUGCAGAAAUGAGUCCUAAAACCCAGAAAUGAGUUAGCAUUUUAGCACUACAUGCUCUUGUCUUAAAGUCAAUGGGUUUUUGUUAAGCUGCCUGAAAUAACAUCUGUCUGUGGUUAACACAAGCCUAAGAGACUACGGCCAUAAAAUACGUCAGCAAAUUCCCCCUGUCAUAAAUUUUGAAGCUUUUAUACGUCUUAAAAAGAGCGGUUGUUCGCAAGUGGCUAAAUGAGACCUCAGAACGUCGUCAUGCCGAACACAGCUUUAAAGCCUUGUUGUGCUGGCGACAUUGAAUCAUGAAACUGUAGUGUAGUUUGCUUAUAGUCUAACUUUAGCUUUUUACUUCUGGCGAUUCAUGUGAAACUCCAAAAGUUAUAAAAGUGGAGUUAAUUUGUGAAUUUUAUCUGAUUGAACAAAAUGUGUAUCAUUAAAUCCCAUUGGCUUUCUGACAAAGGAAACAGGGCAAAGUUAACUUCCAUGUUGGCCGAUGAAGAAACGCCAUCCCUACAAAAUUUGGUCACUUGAUCAACCACAGGCGAGCAGUUUCCUCCUGCUUCCAGUCUUUGUGCUAAGCUAGGCUAAGCACCCCCUGGACCAUCUAGAGAUGCACAAAAUGAUGCCCAGUCCAUCUUCUCACCUGAUUCUGGGGAAGAUGAUGAAUAAAAUCAUUCCCCAAAAUGCUGAACUUGUUAUUGUCAUUGUCACAAAUCAGUGAAACUGGUCUGUAAAAACUUGUAUCCAUCAAACCCGAGCAUCAACUCUGCAGUUUGGUCUUGUUGUAAUUCUGCUUUGCUUAGACAUAAAAACAGCCGAGGGUGAUUUCUGGUUGACAGAGGCACUGAUGAGCUGUGACUCGGCAUUAGUGGUGAUGAUUAAUGUAUUCUGCAUACUGUAUGUGCAACAAUUAAAACAGCAUUUCUCCUGUGAGUGCAGCAAUGUCCUUGUGACUACAUUUCAGCCAGGUCAGAUCACGUAAUAUUCACUGCACGUUAACAUCUAUUCAUUCAUUCAUUCAUUCAUUCAUUCUCGACUGCAGAGUUCAGUUUCAGGCUUGUCACCAAAUUGUCUCAUUUUCAUGCAAAAAGAGGACGAAGCAAUAGUGUGAGUGAUUCCUGUGCUCUGGGAAAUUCAGUGUGGAAGCAAAAUGCAUUUUUGAUUUCUUUCCUUUUUUUCCCCUGUUUUUUAUUUCCAGUUACUGUUGCUAUUUUUAUUUUGUCAAUCUUCAAUUGUGAUCUAUUUUUGAUAAAAUAAAUAUUUUAUCCUGA
Messenger RNA from Epinephelus fuscoguttatus (brown-marbled grouper), 8693 nucleotides. RefSeq names its product shaker-related potassium channel tsha2-like. Bases 601 to 2043 code for a protein of 480 amino acids. NCBI's taxonomy places the organism in Eukaryota, Metazoa, Chordata, Actinopteri, Perciformes, Serranidae. Gene Ontology annotation, cellular component: voltage-gated potassium channel complex; membrane. Gene Ontology annotation, biological process: potassium ion transmembrane transport; protein homooligomerization. The record is from RefSeq and is a predicted model, not a curated record. Gene Ontology annotation, molecular function: protein binding; delayed rectifier potassium channel activity. The transcript has 3 exons.